CAAUGGAAACAAUUAUAAAUAUACUACGUUUAUAUUUGCGUUUGUGUGACGCGGGCGCAGUGCCCGACGCAACUAGGUUAGGAAUACACGUGUUGUGUCAUUAUGGAAUCCGUACCUGUGAAUUUGUUAGAGCUUGGGAAGAGUGAAGUGCAAAAUUUCCUUGAUUCAUUUGAUCAUGUGUUUUCUGAUUGUGAUGGCGUCAUAUGGUCAAAAGGACCGUUACCAGGGUCAUCAGACUUCUUUAACUUCAUGAAGAAACAUGGGAAGACGGUAAAUUUCGUAUCGAACAAUAGUUUAAGGACCAGAGCUAAUUAUGAAGCCCAGUUCAAAGCUUCAGGAAUUGAUAAUGGUUUUGCGAACCUCACAAUUCCGUCGCUGGCGAUAGCUGAAUAUUUAAAAUCAGUGAACUUCGACAAAACUGUAUAUUGUGUGACGUGUGAGGAGACAAUCCACGUUUUGGAGGCUCACGGAUUUAAAUGCAAACAAGGUCCAGAUGUAGGUCCUGAGUUCUACGGAGAGUUCCUUAAGUUCCUAGAAGAUGAUGAAGAAAUUGGCGCGGUGGUGUUCGACAGUGACUUUAAAGUCAAUCUGCCCAAAUUGUACAAAGCGAUUACUUAUUUAAAGCGACCUGACGUGCUAUUCCUCAAUGGCGCUACUGACAGAGUGGUCCCUUUGAAGCCUGGAUGCUUGGCGUUAGGAACUGGUGUAUUUACCGACAUAGUAGUGGAGCAAGUGGACAGAGCACCGGUACAACUGGGCAAGCCGGGUAAAGCAUUCGGAGAAUUCGCAAUGAAACGAGCUGGAGUUACAAAUCCGAGCAGAGUGCUCUUCAUUGGAGAUAUGAUGGAACAAGACAUUGGCCUGGGAAAAGCAGUCGGGUUCAAGACUUUGCUAGUACUUACAAACUCUACGGUAGAAGACAUGAUGGCACACAAAACUAUCAAACCAGAUUAUUAUGCCGAUUCACUCGGUGCUAUAGCAAAAUUCUUAAACAGUACAUUUACGUAAGAAGUAGGACAAUUGUGAUAAAUUAUUUAUUUAUGUAGCCAAUUAUUUCCUUGAUUAUACAAUAGAAAUUCCAUCUUAAAAAUGAAUAAAACAGAAACAGUUUGUGGAAUAGACGUCAAAUUCCUUUAAUUGUAAUUGUAGCCGAACUUGCAGUAUUUUUAAAGCUAUCCAGCUGAGUCCCCAGGAAUGACAAAUCCCUAGUGUUAGGAUAUUUCUUUCCGCCCGGAUAUCGACCAUCGUACGCAAGAUGUAAAACCCAUCAUAGUGACACGUAAGCGUGUCGCGAUCUGGGAUCAUCGAGUGUAUAUCCAAUUUCAAACAGGCCGGCAUAAUUGUGUCGAUUGGCGAGGGGUAAUCAUCCUGUCAGUGGACACUAUCCGGAUCCUACAACACUUACUAUCAAGUGCUGUGGGGUCACUUUUCCUAGUCUGUGAAAAAUAAUAAUGUUGUGUCAUGUCGACUGCUCGACUUUCCAAUACUAUAUUUACGGAAAGGCUAAAUGUGGAGACUGUAAAAAGGCUUCCUAAUUAUGAACUACCUCUACUAUCUAUUUUUACAUUCAGCGUCCGUAUUUACUAUUUGACACUCGAGGCGAGAAAGUUUCUAUGAGUUUAUUUUUAGUUUCUUUUUCUGGAAUAUGUUACUUAAUUUAAUAAAUAAUGCCUUCUAUCGAUCAUAUAUUUACGAAUACAAUUCCAUGUUAGAUGUUAUUAUAUAUUUGCGGAGAAAUAUAAUAGUUCCUUGAAUAUUUUGAAUGUUUUAAACAUCUUAAUAAUUAUGUGUCAUUUACUCUGUUAAUACAUUUUAAAUACCAAAGAACUGUUAGAACAAUUUUUUAUACAUGAAACAUAGGACUAUUUCAAUAUUACACGAAGAUGAAUUCAUGUGAUAUCCUUCCAUUUACAUUACCCGUUAGUAAGAAGCAUGUGAUUGUAUUAGCGACCCAAAAAAGAGUAAUUGUUUUAAUGGCUUUAAAGUUCAAAAUGUCUCGUAAUAAACAGAACAGUUCUGAUAAGAUUCAUUUCAUCAGGUCUGUGUGUAAAUUAACCUUUUUUCAAAAACAUGAGAUCACAAUUUGGUUUUAUAUGUAAACUUAUUUUGACAGAAUAAAAUUAAGAUCCAUAAAAAUAAAUUGUUAUAAUUAAGCAUUGAGAUUUUAUAGUUAAGCCAUUUAAUUUUGAUAAUAAACAAAGCAUUACCUCAUUGCAUCUGCUUACUAUUUCUGUACUUAAUGAAACUACUUAGACAGUAUUUGAUACCGAUUAGAUAAUUAUAUACUUAUUCGCUUUGCAUGUGAUAUUUUUAUAGUGUACUUUAAGAUGACUAUGGAAAUACUGCAUAUUAUCGUACUAAAGUGAGACAGUUUCCACCCGAAUAAUGCUGUUUGCAGAUCAAAAGCUAAGCAUAUCUAAUUUAGCACGCAUAACUGAAGUAAUAACACAGUCAAUAGAUUAGAAUACUUAGUUCGCACAAGGCUAACUAGUGGACUAAGGUCUAAUCCCUCUCCGUGGUAGAGGAGACCCGUGCCCAACAGUGGGCCAGUAUAUAAUACAGUAAUGAUAUUAUUAUUAUGCUUAGUUCCCGAUCUGCAUAGCAGUGUUGCAACUCGGGUGCAAACGGCUCGCGUUGUUGCAUGAAGGCUAGCCUUCGAUGACACGUUAUAUGAAUAUUUAGAUUAUGGCACUAGUAUAUAAACAUUUUUGUACUUAGUUCAAUACGUUCUAUAUGAUCAAAUACAUCUUCUUCUGUGUAUUUUCAAAUAUCAAUACACUAACAAUAAAUUGCAUUUAGUCUUAAUAAUA
Messenger RNA from Manduca sexta (tobacco hornworm), 2810 nucleotides. RefSeq names its product phosphoglycolate phosphatase 1A, chloroplastic. Lineage: Eukaryota; Metazoa; Arthropoda; Insecta; Lepidoptera; Sphingidae. The record is from RefSeq and is a predicted model, not a curated record. Gene Ontology annotation, cellular component: cytoplasm. Bases 103 to 1008 code for a protein of 301 amino acids. Gene Ontology annotation, molecular function: phosphatase activity. The transcript is spliced from 6 exons.